Molecule: messenger RNA, 2843 nt
Organism: Xenopus laevis (African clawed frog)
Lineage: Eukaryota; Metazoa; Chordata; Amphibia; Anura; Pipidae
Gene: hid1.L
Product: HID1 domain containing L homeolog
Exons: 19
Coding region: 146-2527 (793 amino acids)
Source: RefSeq, a predicted model, not a curated record
GUGUUUGCAGACGUUCAGUAGGAGGGAUUACCGUGGGUGAUUGACGGAUCCGGUUCUCCAGCUGUUUCAGGAGGAUUUAAUCCUUCCUGAACGGGUGUGGAGGGAGUGAACGGGCUAGGAGGUCAAGGUUCCAGUCGGUACCGGGAUGGGGAACGCGGACACGAAGCUGAACUUCAGAAAGGCCGUGAUCCAGUUGACAACCAAGACUCAGCCUGUGGAAGCCACAGAUGAUGUGUUCUGGGACCAGUUCUGGUCUGACUCCUCCACCUCGGUGCAGGACGUGUUUGCACUGAUCCCAGCAGCAGAGAUCCGAGCAGUGCGUGAAGAAUCUCCGUCAAACCUUGCAACGCUCUGCUACAAGGCGGUGGAGAAGCUUGUUGCGGGUGCGGACAGUGGGUGCCAUACAGACAAGCAGAAGCAGGUGGUUUUGAAUUGUGCUCGUCUGCUGACCCGUGUACUGCCGUAUAUAUUUGAAGAUCCAGAUUGGAGAGGAUUCUUUUGGUCUUCAGUUCCUGGAGCAGGACGUAGCCAGGAAGAUGAAGAGGAAGAGGAUAGUUCAAGGCCCUUGGCAGAGUCUCUACUCCUGGCAAUAGCAGAUCUUCUUUUCUGUCCAGACUUCACAGUUCAGAGUCACAGGAAAAGUGGAACAGAUACUACAGAGGAUAUCCAUACACUGGACAGCUGUGAAUACAUCUGGGAGGCUGGUGUUGGCUUUGCUCACUCCCCACCACUUAACCAGACACAUGACCUCAACAGGACUGAACUGCUGAAGCUGUUACUGACAUGUUUCUCCGAGGCCAUGUACCUGCCACCUUCCUCUGAGAGCAGCAACACAGCUAAUCCCUGGGUGCAGUUCUUCUGCUCCACAGAGAACAGACACGCUCUCCCUCUUUUUACCUCACUCCUGAAUGUGGUGUGUGCCUAUGACCCUGUUGGUUAUGGGAUCCCCUAUAACCACCUGUUGUUCUGGGAUUCGCGGGAACCGUUGGUCGAGGUCUCUGCUCAGCUGCUCAUUGUCACGUUGGAUUCUGAUUCUACAGUGACUACUAGCCCCAGCAUGGACGGUACCACCACCAGCACCGCGAUGGACGAGACAGAGAACCCAACACCUGACAACCUGUUUGUCAACUAUCUUUCUCGGAUCCACCGUGAGGAGGAUUUCCAGUUUAUUCUAAAGGGCCAGGCCAGACUGCUUCUCAACCCUCUCAAUCAGACUUACCUGCCAAACUCCACCAAAAAAAUUAAUUUCCACCAGGAAUUACUUGUUCUCUUCUGGAAGCUCUGUGACUACAACAAGAAAUUCCUUUUCUUUGUACUGAAGAGCAGCGAUGUCCUGGACAUUCUAGUUCCCAUUCUCUUCUUCCUGAAUGAUGCACGGGCAGAUCAGUCUCGUGUCGGCCUAAUGCACAUAGGGGUGUUCAUCCUCUUGCUGCUUAGCGGAGAGAGGAAUUUUGGGGUUCGCUUAAACAAGCCGUACUCUGUGCGUGUUCCGAUGGAUAUCCCAGUGUUCACAGGGACGCAUGCUGAUCUCCUUAUUGUGGUAUUCCACAAGAUUAUCACCAGUGGGCACCAGAGACUGCAGCCUUUAUAUGACUGUCUCCUAACCAUCAUUGUGAAUGUCUCCCCAUACUUGAAGUCCCUGUCUAUGGUGGCCUCUAACAAGCUGCUGCACCUACUGGAAGCUUUCUCCAGCACAUGGUUUCUCUUCUCAUCUCCACAGAAUCAUCAUCUUGUGUUCUUUCUGCUUGAAGUGUUUAACAACAUAAUCCAGUACCAGUUUGAUGGAAAUUCAAGUAUGGUUUAUGCUAUCAUCCGCAAGAGAGCUGUCUUUCACCUGCUUGCAAACCUCCCCUCGGACACUUCUUCCAUACAGCGUGCCCUGCAACGCAAGAAGAAACCAGUUGAGCCCAUCUCCCGCACUAACUCCCAAGAUGGAGCUUCCAUGGAAGGUUCCCGCCCUGCUGCCCCUGCUGAACCUGGCACGCUAAAAGUUAGUCUGGUGGCCACCCCUGGAAUUGAGAAACUGACCGAAAAAUCCCAGGUUUCGGAGGAUGGUACUUUACGAGCAUUGGAUCCUGAAGUUCCUUUGUCUCCAGGAGAAGUCAGCCCUUCCCAUCCACAGAGUGACACAGAGUCCCAUAGUGGGGAAAGUGUGCAGAACAGGCGGCGCUCCAGUUGCUCUUUAUCUCAAUGGAAUCCAACAACAGACUGGGUCAUGUCCUGGAAAGUCAAGUUGCCCCUUCAGACCAUUAUGCGGCUCCUACAGGUCCUUGUGCCACAAGUGGAAAAGAUUUGCAUCGACAAGGGGCUGACUGAUGAAUCGGAAAUCCUGAAGUUCUUGCAGCAUGGCACUUUGGUGGGGCUCCUGCCAGUCCCACACCCAAUCCUGAUCCGCAAAUAUCAAGCCAAUGCCGGCACUGCCAUGUGGUUUCGCACUUACAUGUGGGGAGUCAUCUAUCUGAGAAACAUGGACCCCCCUAUUUGGUAUGACACAGACGUCAAGUUGUUUGAGAUUCAGAGAGUUUAGUCUUUAGCGCCAAAACAUGUGUCAGUCUGUAUCCCACAAACCGGGUCUCAUACACUGGAUUCCCUCACCAGCGUCCCUGAUGCCCCCCACAUCCCCUUUCAGAUCGCCCAACCUGUUACAGCUCUUUCCCAGCUCCUCAUUUAACGCUAUAUAUUUUUUUAAUGUUCUAUGUUAUGAUCAAUCACAAAUCUUCCCUCACCCCUAUCCUACUGUGUAUCCGCCCUUAGUGGUGGAAACCCUUUUUGUGAUGAUCUGUGUACCACUACAAGUCUCUCUACAAUCAUGUGUAAACUAUUAAAUUAUAUGAAUAAAUCUA